AAGCUGUUGUUGUUUGGUGUUAAUCCUUUGCUCUGGAUGGGGGUCGAGUGAAGCAGAAUGAGGGGCUCGACCGUCGCUAAUCCAGCUAACAGAUUAAUUAUCUUUGCAUCGUGUUGGUGAAGUCGCUGUAAUGCAACGAUAAAGAGUCCCUGAGGGGAGUCUCCUCACUCUUAAUCCCUCUCUCUCUCUCUCUCUCUCUCUCUCUCUCUCUCUCUCUCUCUCCCUCUCUCUCUCUCUCCUCCCAUCCAUCAACUCAAGCACCUCUCCUCUGACAGCCUCACAAUUAUCGCCUCUUUAAUAUUUCAAUAACUGCUCCUGAUUUACCACCAUCUUCUUCUUCCUCUUCCGAGCUGCUGUUUGUUGCUUUUUCAUCCCAGGAUGAUGUUUUUUUGUAAACCUCUCUGAGCUGGUGGAUAUUUUCCUGAGAGACGAGCCAGAAGGAAGAGAAGGAGAAGCUCCUGAAGCAGCGACAGCGGGUGGAGCAGGGCUCCAGUGGUGGUAGACGAUGGCUGCCAUGACGACGGUGCCCAGCUACGCCCCCUCUCUGUGGGUGAGGGUGUGCCACGCCCUGCCCCGGCUGGACCUCACCAUGCAGAUGAGGGACAAUGUCUUCGUCCCGGACAGCUGGGAGUACCAGCAGACGCUGCUGGUUCUGUCCAGCUUGUCGGCCAUCGCUCUGGUCGUCUCCCUCCUGGUCAUCCUGUCCUUCCUCAUACACUACUGCUGCUGUCACCGUGGCGACCGGAGCGAGGGCUCGGAGGAGGAGGAGGAGGACGAAGAUGGCAGCACGGGUCACGGCUACAGCGGGAAGAAGGGGCGGGGCAUCUGCUGCGUCACCUGGGUGGCGGUCGCCGCGGUAACGCUGUGCUGUGUUGCCAUAGGCAUCGGUUUCUAUGGCAACAGCGAGGCUAAUGAUGGGAUGUAUCAGUUGACCUCGUCUCUUCUCACAGCCAAUUACACGCUGGCUUCCAUCGAUCUGCUGAUUUCAGACACCAUCUCUGGGCUGCAGCUGUCCGUCUCCGGCCCGCUGUCCUCCAUGGAGGAGCUGUUUACGGGCAGUAAGCCCUUCCUGGUGUCCACCAGGAACUGCCGGCGGCUGUCCGAGAACGUCAUCAACCUGCUGUCCUCCAUCUCUCUGUCCCGGUCCGGUCUGGACGCCGGUCUGGGCAACGACAGCGGCGUCAGCGGGGCGUCCAUCACGCCGCUCACCCCCGUCCCGCCCUCCGUGGCCCCGACCAUGGUGCCCAGCGGAGGCCUGAUGCCCAACCCCUUCUCACCUGGCUGGGCGGCCAACACGCUGAUGGUCAACGAGGACUACAGGUGGUUGUCCUACGUGUUGCUGCUGCUGCUUGACCUCAUUGUGUGUCUGUUCAUCCUGCUGGGCCUCGCAAAGCAGGCAAGAUGGCUGCUGAUACUGAUGACCGUCUUGGCCUGGCUCGCUCUCUUCCUCAGUUGGGGAUCUCUGGGUCUGGAAACAGCGACUGUGGUGGCUCUCAGUGACUUCUGCUCAGAUCCGAACGCCUUCGUCCUGAACUCCACCCAGUUCUCCUCUGGGACCAGUGCAGAUGUUCUGGAUUAUUACCUGACCUGCAGCCGGCGCAUGAACAGUCCGUUCCAGCAGCUGCUGACCCAGUCCCAGAGGGCGCUGUCCAACAUCCACACCCAUCUGUCCAGCCUGGAGAGGAACGCUCUGCCACAGUUCCCCAAAGCCGAGAAAUCACUCAGGGAGGUUCAACAGAUCCUCAACUCCACGGAGGGAAACUUCCACCAGCUGGUGGCGCUGCUGAACUGCAGGGGGCUGAACAAGGACUACAUCGACUCUCUGAAGGGUUUGUGCUACGAUGGGAUGGAGGGGCUGCUCUACCUCUCCCUCUACUCCUUCCUCUCAGCUCUGGCCUUCACUGCCAUCCUCUGCUCUCUGCCUGGAGCCUGGAGGAGCUUUCCCAGCGAAUCGGAGGAGUACGAGGACUCGGACAGUGAGAGUGAGGACCCCUUCACCUCCCAUCAGGACUCCAAACGUUUCCUCCAAUGGCAACCCUGGCUAUGAGAGCCUCCCCCUGGCCGACAGGCAGUCCCCACCCCCCUCUUACUCUCCCAGCAUGCUGACUGGAUACGGGGGAAGUCAAUCACACCCAAACCCCGCCCAUUCGAGGAACCUGUACUCACGUUGAUUUUAUUUUUCUGUUUUUUCUUUUUUGUUAGAAAAAAUGUAUAGAAAAAAUGUUUAGUUUUCAUAUGAAUGGACACUUUAAUGAAAAAGAAACUAAUCUGAAUAAAGCGAAUGCUAGGUGUGAUAACUGAGUAUUAUUAUGAUUAUUAUUCUGAUUAUUCUGAUGAUGAAAAGCACUUACAGGAGCAGCUCUGAUCCUUCCCCUCGUCUGUGUAAAGUGUUUUGAGGCGGACGCUGUCGUAGUUUUCUAUUCUGACGUGUACCACCGCUUUAUUUUCACGUUUUUAUAUGAAUAUUGUUGUAGAAGAGGCACGUAGCAACAUGACACUUUCUUUUAUUUUCUGUGAAUGGUUAUGCAGUUCCUUCACUUGGUCUGAUUUUUUUAUUCUUAUGAUAAUUAUUCUGACUUUUUAUAGGUGGAUAUUCUGUAUUUUCCUUGUAUGACCUGAUCUGUAUAUCUCACUGUCUAUAAUAUCUGAGUAAUCAUGAAAAAAAAAAAACAACCAGAGGGCUACAAAGAGAGCCUGUUCUAAAGGAAUAAACGGAGAACUACAAAUGGACUACAAAUCCCAUGAGAGCAGGAACAUAGCAAUAUGGCCCUUGCUACUGGUGCUCAGUAGCCCUACCGUAACGAGCAAUAAGAACAACUCUGUACAGAUCUGAGGCGAAAUGAGAUCUCUCCAAGGUGUUCUGUGUAUAUAUGGUUCCGUUUGAGAUUUCAUUGACCCCUUCCUCCUCCUCCUCCUCCUCCUCGUUAACCCUUGAAUUGAGUUUCUAUGGUUACCAAUGCUCCUUUUGAAUGGCAUCCUUUUACACUCAAGAGUCUAAUAUAAAUAAAAUAACUUCAAUAACCUGA
Molecule: messenger RNA, 3026 nt
Organism: Acanthochromis polyacanthus (spiny chromis)
Lineage: Eukaryota; Metazoa; Chordata; Actinopteri; Pomacentridae
Gene: ttyh1
Product: tweety family member 1
Exons: 15
Coding region: 506-2047 (513 amino acids)
Cellular component (GO): smooth endoplasmic reticulum membrane; plasma membrane
Molecular function (GO): volume-sensitive chloride channel activity; intracellularly calcium-gated chloride channel activity
Source: RefSeq, a predicted model, not a curated record